CUGCUGCUCGUCCCCCUCCCACCUCCCCCUCCCCCUCCCCCUCUCUGCUUUGUUCCUGCGGAAGCAAAACCCCACGCCAGGCCAGCCGCGUGGCAAAUCCGCGAGCGCCCGCCGUCUGGUGCUCCAGGAGGCUGCUCGACCCGGAGCUGCCUCGAGGAGCAGCAGGAGCCGGCGGCGUUUGGUCUCCGAGCUGUCGCCGCCGGUGCUGUCGAGAUCUGGGCCACUGAAGCAUUGCAGUAGAGCGUGCAGGGAGCUAAUUUCAUGAGAGACACGUUGAUGUGGUUGGUUCUAGAAAUUACUAAUCUUCAUGGAUGUUCAUAAGAGCACUGUGCAGAAAGCUGCUCUUGUUGAAGAAACUCGAAGACCGCCGCUUGUUCCAUCUGAGAAGCAUAAUGCUUCUUCUUUAAGCCGAGUGAGAGAUGUUGCAUCCAGGUACAAGACUGGUCAGGGUGCUACUGCGACAAGGCGAUGUACAUCUCCUAGUCUUGGCCGGACCUCAACAACUAAUGGUACACCAGUGCCCAAUAGGGCGCAAUCUGCAGACAGAAGAAGACCCUCAACACCUUCAACCCCUUCUUCUAAGGUGUCAACACCCUCCACCCCAACAUCAAGGUCCAUAACACCAGUCCGUGAUACUGUCAAAGAGGUAAAUAAGAGUUCUAGGUGUAUAGCAAAUGAAAGGUCCCCACAUGGCUUGUGGCCAGCAAUGCGGAACCUGUCUCCCUCCUAUCAAUUGGAGUCUGCGGCUGCCCCUGGUAAUAAAAAAGAUAAGGUGGUCUCUAGCCCAUCUUUAGAUCAUAUCAAGGGACAAGCGAGUGUUCUGACUGAGAGGAAGAGGAGUCCUCUGAGAAGGAAGAAAAUUACUGAACAAUGUGAGAAUUCUCGACCUUCAGAAGAUCUACCUAGGAGGGCAACUGAGCAAAACCGUUGGCCAGCCAUGACAAGUGGGCGUGGGCCUGCCAAUCUUAUGCCGAAUACUGAACUUUCUGACAAAUCUAGCAAACCAGUGACUUUGUCAAACACUUCUAGAGGGCUUUCACCGAGGAAGAUUUGUGCUUCUGAAGACGCAGGUAAAAGGUUGAAUCAAUCACUGGAUGAUGUGGCAAGGAGACUAGCUAUUCAUGCAAAAAGAAGAGAUGAACAGUUAGAUUCUGGCAGUGAUGUUUAUUCACAGACAACGGAAAGAUCUAAAUAUGUGAGCCGUCCAAGCAGGACAACCACUUUGCCUGUUCCUGUUCUUCAUCGCUCAUCAUCACCAAACAAGGUCUUGUCAGCUGCAUCCUCUGCUUCUAGGGCUUUUCAGAGUCCAUCGAGGACAAGACCUUCAACACCUUGCCGGUCACAAAGUGCUGGAAGUAUUCAAUCAGGUGUUAUAGCUCCUGUUGUUAGCUACAUGGUUGAUCCAAGAAAGGGAAAGAAAAAUGCCAGCCAAAUUGAAAAUAUCCAUCAGCUGCGUUUGCUGCAUAAUAGAUACUUGCAAUUGCGUCUUGUAAAUGCUCGUUCGGAAGAUGUUCUAUCUUACCAAAAGGCCACUGCUGAGAAUACCAUAUAUAAUGUUUGGAGGAAUACUUCAAACUUGAGGGAUGCUGUUAAUUUGCGAAGAAUCAUGGUGCAGCGUCAUCGACAAGAGUUGAAGCUGUAUGGCAUUCUGCAAGAGCAGAUUGCUUGCCUCGAACAAUGGCCAGCACUUGAAGACGAGAAUAACCUUUCCUUUUCUCGGGCAACAGAGGCUCUAAAAGCAAGUACACUGCGCCUUCCAGUCACGUCAGGAGCAAGGGUGGAUGCAGUUAGUCUUAAGAAUGCUGUAAGCUCAGCUGUUGAUGUCAUGCAAGGUUUGGGAUCGUCAGUUUGUUCUAUGCUUUCCAAGGUCGAAGACAGGACAUAUUUGAUCUCGGAGCUUUCAGUCGUAGCAGCACAAGAAAAGGUCAUGCUUGACGAAUGCAGAGAACUCUUAGCUAUGGCCGCAGAACUGGAGGUACAGGAGUCUAGCCUGCGGACACAUCUUAUGCAAGUAAAGGACUUGCCCAGAUGAAUUAACAACCUGGGCAAAGCUAUACGAUAUACACCAAUCUUCUUGAAUAGGUACACCUGUGCAAGUUGAGCCUGUGACUAUAAGAACAUAUUGUGCAGACAGACAAGGAAUCCGUAGAGAAGAAAUAACGAAACGAAAGAGUAUUAAACAUCCCCUGCCGAUCAAGGUGUGAUGCUGUGCAGAUAACAACUCAACAGAGUUUAGAUAUGAUAGAUUGUAGGUCUCCUCGUGUGUAAAUGGCCUUUACCAUAUAUAUAGUGCACUUCUAGCCCCCCCCCCCCCCCCCCUUUUAGUUUCUUUUCAAGGGUAGUGCCCCAUUCUUUUCCACUGUAUUUUUUUGACAUCUGGAGAGAGAAUGUACAAAUGAAAUUUAAGGGAAAAAGAUACUGAAAGAUAUGGGUUCUCCCUUCUGUGUGCAACAUGUGUUGCCAGAUUUUGUAGCUGA
Messenger RNA from Aegilops tauschii subsp. strangulata, 2477 nucleotides. Its product is annotated as AUGMIN subunit 8. Gene Ontology annotation, cellular component: cytoplasm; nuclear microtubule. Lineage: Eukaryota; Viridiplantae; Streptophyta; Magnoliopsida; Poales; Poaceae. Gene Ontology annotation, biological process: spindle assembly. Gene Ontology annotation, molecular function: microtubule binding. The record is from RefSeq and is a predicted model, not a curated record.